UGUCAGCCCAACCCGUAACCCGCGGGUCUGGCCCAUUUAGGCCCAUCACGGGGCGGGUCUGGACAAGUAAAUAGUUGCCCAUGAAUUAGCGGGUCAUGCGGGUUGAGCCCAAACGGGUUGCGGGUAGUUGGACCAUAACCCGUCAUGGGUUCGCGGGUUCGCGGGUUGACCGCAUAAGUAUAUACGAUGUCUAGCUAUUAAAAUUUGAAUUCAAAACAUUUAGUCUUGAAACUUGAAAGCUUCUGUACUAACUAGAGGGUUGGACUCAUUAGUAUUUUCUAAUGACUAAUUAAUUAAUUAAUCAUUAAUUCAUUAAAUGUCUGCAGCCUUUUUAACCUAAUAGUUACGUAACCAAGUCUAAAGCAAAAAACUGCUCGUGAGUUUUGACUGCAACACGAUCUCAAAAGCUGAUUCAAAAAGGAGCUAUGGAUUCUGGGGGUUUCCCAAACUUGUUGUCAGUAGAUUUUGAGACACAAGGUUUUAUUGAUGCUGCAAACGCUGGACAGGAUCGUACCAGAUAUGAUGGAUCACAAGCAUCUCAGUCUCGUAGGAGAAGAAUCAUUGAAGUUGAAGAAGAAUCAGAUGAGGAUGCAAUGGAAGAUGAUUAUGAACCAGUAAGAGUGAGGGUUUCUGCCAAUGCUGGGAGAAAGAAACAGCAUGUUCAGGCCGAGGAUGAUAAUGGCAAAGGGAUGUCAUCUAAGGCACAUGAGAGAAAGAAACAGAAGGGAAAGGGUGAUCAUGGUGGCAAAGGGAAGCCGCAAAAGAAGAAACAGAAGACUGCUGAUUCUGAGGACGAGUCAGGUGAUGAUGAUGGUGGAAAGUCAUCGACUCAAAAACAGAGGAGACAAUACUCACCUGUGUGGCAAGAUUUUGUAGUGGUUACUAAGAAAGAUGGUUCUCAAAAGGCACAAUGCAAGCACUGCAAAAUUGAAUAUGCACAUGACUCCCACAAGAACGGGACUAAUGUUAUGAGACGCCAUCUACUGAAAUGUAAUCUUAAGGCUACGACGGGUGACAUUCGUCAAAUGGCGCUCAAUGCAGAAGCAAAACUGCAAGCAAGGAAGUAUGAUCACACUGUUUUCCGUCUGAUGGUAGCAAAGUGUAUCAUCCAGCAUGAUUUACCAUUUUCAUACGUUGAAUAUGAGAGGGUCAGAUCUACUUGGAAGUACUUGAAUGCAGAUGUGAAGUUUAUCAGUCGCAACACAGCUGCAAAAGAUGUUUACAAGUUCUAUCAGACUGAGACAAAUAUUCUGAAAACAGAAUUGGCUAGUCUUCCGGGAAGGAUUAGCUUUACUUCUGAUUUGUGGACGGCAAUCACACAUGAAGGUUACAUGUGUUUGACUGCACACUAUGUAGACAGAGACUGGAAAUUGAAGAACAAGAUUCUUGUGUUUUGUGCUCUACCGCCUCCACAUACAGGUUUUCAGUUAGCUAUGAAGAUUCUUGAUGAAAUGAAAGAAUGGGGUAUUGAUAAAAAAGUGUUUUCAGUCACACUUGACAAUGCUACAAAUAAUGAUUCUAUGCAAUAUAUCUUGAAAUCUCAACUUGUGCUGCGAAAUGAUUUGGUCUGUGGUGGGGAAUUCUUUCAUGUCAGAUGUUCUGCGCAUAUCCUCAACCUUAUUGUUCAAGAUGGACUCAAAGUAAUCGGCAGUUCAUUGCAUAAGAUCAGAGAGAGUAUCAAGUUUGUCACAGCAUCUGAAUCUCGCGAGCUGCUCUUUGCUAAGUGUGUUGAAUCUGUAUGUAUUACAGAGAAGGCUGGGUUGCUUUUGGAUGUUACCACACGAUGGAAUUCAACAUAUAAAAUGAUUGACAUAGCCCUGAAGUAUCGAGCAGCAUUUGGUCAUCUCAAAAUUAUUGAUGGGAAGAACUACAAGUUUCACCCAAGCGAGGAUGAAUGGAGAAGACUGCGGGAGAUGAGUGAUUUCUUGAAGCCCUUUGAUGAGAUUACUCGCCUCAUGUCAGGAUCGACAUAUCCUACUUCCAACUUGUAUUUCAUGCAAGUAUGGAAGAUUCAAGACUGGCUGACAUUAAAUGAAACAAGUAGAGAUGAUGUUGUCCGAAGAAUGGUCAUACCGAUGCAGGAAAAGUUUCGAAAGUAUUGGGAAGAAGUCAGCGACAUCUUUGCUAUUGCUACAGUUUUUGAUCCACGUCUGAAACUAAAACUUGCAGAGUUUUGUUUCGGUAAGGUUGACAAGAGUUCUUUGGAAGGAAAGAUGAAACAUUUGCGUGAUAAACUGAAAACCUUGUUUAGCGCAUACGAGAACAAGGACAAAUCGACUUCUCCUUCUGCAGAAACACAUGAAGCUGCUCAAGACCAAGUUGCAGAGGAUGAACAAAGUGGAAAUUUCAGCAACUAUGAUGACUUCUUUUCAUUCUGCAAAGCAAAUGUUGUUGUCAGUGGGAAAUCACCACUUGAGAUGUACCUUGAAGAACCACCUAUAGACGGGAAGGUGUUUGCGAGUUUGGAUAUCCUGGAUUAUUGGAAAGACAACUCGAAACGUUUUGGUGCUUUGGCUUUAAUGGCGUGUGACCUUCUUAGCAUUCCUAUCACAACUGUGGCGUCUGAAUCGUCUUUCAGCAUUGGGGCUCGAGUGUUGAAUAAAUACAGAAGUCGUCUGCUACCUAAACAUGUUCAAGCACUGAUAUGUAGUCGGAAUUGGUUAAAGGGAUUUGAAGCUUACGAAAACGAGGAAGAUGAAGAACAUGUUGAUGAUGAGACAUUACCAUCCUUUGAAUCCAUUGUUGAUGAAGAAGAUGACGAUUGAUGAGAAUCAUUUCAUUAGUGUUUCAGUUGAGUAACCCGCGGGUCAACCCGCGAAGAAAGUAAACUAGGUUAGACGGGCUUGGACAUGACAUUUCUGGCCGCAACCCGCCACGGGCCAACCCGCACGGGCUAAUGAACUGACUGAACCGCUGCGGGUCCGUCCAUAUGGACGCGGGUCAACCCGUUUGACA
Molecule: messenger RNA, 2955 nt
Organism: Raphanus sativus (radish)
Lineage: Eukaryota; Viridiplantae; Streptophyta; Magnoliopsida; Brassicales; Brassicaceae
Product: zinc finger BED domain-containing protein RICESLEEPER 2-like
Exons: 4
Coding region: 426-2765 (779 amino acids)
Molecular function (GO): DNA binding; protein dimerization activity
Source: RefSeq, a predicted model, not a curated record